UCAGGUCUGACACCACCAACCACUCCUCCACAUAAAGCUAAGGAUAAUCCGUUUAAGGCUGCAGUCAAACACAGGUCAUCUUGCGGUUCUUCAGUACGCAGUCCACCUCCAAAGAAAUUACGGUUAAGUGUUUCUGCCUCAAGCUCUCAACGAAGCAGUCCCAUAAAGAUAGGCACUGAACAAACUGAACUCUAUGCCCAACUCAGUAAGAAUUCAGAUUUACCCAGUGCAUUUAGCAUUACCCAAAGUGAAGAGAGGAAGAUGAAACGGACAAAUACAAGACUUGGUGAUCAUGACUACUGUCAAUUCAUGAAUGCAAAGGCAGAGUCAUUAACUACCAUGACGUUCUACAAAGCAAGGGAACCCAAAGACAUUAAACUCCAGGAUUUGUCUUCCAGAGUGGCCUCGCCCAGAGACCGUAAAAUAAAUGAAAGCCAGCAACUGGAAGCACAGCCCAGCAAUUAUUCUGGUCCCAGAUUACAAUUGAAAGACCAAGAAAUCAGGGCCGAGCUAAACAAGCACUUUGGUCAUCCAUGUCAAGCCUUCUUUGAUGAAAUGGAAGAGACAAGUCUUCAGAGGGAAAAAGACUUUUGUCCUGGAUAUUACUCAAAACUGCCAACUUUUCUCAGUGCAGGAAUGUCGCUGGACGGUGUGUUUGAUGAGAGUGAUGAUGAGACUGAAAAGUUCCUCUAUCCAUGGGACGGAACACCUGAUGGGUUAUUAUUAGAAAGAUCUUGUUCUCGUUCUCUGUCCAGCUCUCCAUGUAGCGAUUCCAUCUACUCACCAAAGACUUAUGCACCUUCUCAAAGAAUAGUCAGGGCAAGAUCGAGAUCUAGUUCCUAUCCUAGACGUAGACAUUAUUCUCGCUCCCCAUAUUAUCAUUCCAGAUCAAGAUCUCCUUACAAUAGAUCCUCAUCUAGAUCACACCACUGCUAUGAUUCAGGGCGCAGUAGGGUACAACACAGGUCUCGUGGAAGCCCUUGCUCAUACUCAAGGUCACGCUCCAGGUCUCCCUUCAGUCGUUAUAGUAGACCCAGAUAUGACAGCUAUGAGGAAUAUGAAAAUGAGAGGCUGAAGAGGGAGGAAUAUCGAAAGGACUAUGAGAAACGUGAAUUUGAAAGAGCAAAACAAAGGGAACGUCAAAGGCAAAAGGCAAUUGAGGAACGCCGUGUUAUUUAUGUGGGAAAAGUCAGGGGUGACAUAACACGCACAGAACUUAAAAGACGUUUUGAAGUUUUUGGUGAAAUCGAAGAAUGCACUGUACAUUUGCGUGAAGAUGGUGACAACUAUGGUUUCAUCACAUAUCGUUACACUUGUGAUGCCUUUGCUGCCCUCGAGAAUGGACACACUUUGCGAAGGUCUCAUGAGCCACCAUUUGAAUUGUGCUUUGGUGGUCGUAGACAGUUUUACAAGUCAAACUAUGCAGAUCUAGAUUCCAAUUCAGAUGACUUUGACCCUGCUUCAACUAAAAGCAAGUACGACUCAAUGGAUUUUGAUACCUUGCUGAAAGAGGCCCAGCGAAGCUUGCGUAGGUAACAGGCACCAAAUGUGCUAAAUGUGGAGAGAGCUGCAGUACCUUGCAGGCAUCCUGUCAUGUACCAUUAAAGAACUUGCAUUAGUCAUCUUGGGAUUUUAUCCCUCUUUACACCCUGUACAAAUGAAGUUUACAUGAACACAGCUGCUGCAGUGUGUGAGGAGAGUUGAAGGAUGUUCAACUUAAAUGAAAAGGAAUCCAAAAGCAAACGUACAGACAGUAGGCUAGUGAUAUUUUACAUGUGGUAUUUAAAUGAUAUUCUGAUUGGUGGAAUAUGCAGCUUGUUCAGCAUUUUUUCUGACAUUUGGAUGUGGUAUUACAUUAUUGACAAGAGUUGGGAUAAAUACUUGGGGUGUUUCAAAUAUUUUAUUUACUAAAUGCUAAAAUGUAGUUACAGAUUUACUAAUGUUAAACUGAGAGAUUUUUAUUUUGUGUAAAUAUGACAAUGUUUGUUUUUUUUGUUACAGCUAUGCACUGUAAAUGCAGCCUUCUUUUAAAUAAUUAAAACAAGAAUGUAACCAUAAGUUAAACACUAGUGUACAAUAAUAUAUUUAGAAAAUUAGAGAGGUACAAAGCUGAGAUGGGUAAAGUAGUCUGUGUGGCACAUGGACCAAUGCUCAUUUCCUACAAUGUAGCUUUACAAUGACCUUGCAACUGAUCAGCUUUAAAAUGAAUCAGGUCACCACUUCCAUUGCUAUGUUUAAUCAUUCAAGGUGCUUUUUAUUUUUUUGUCGUUCACAGUAACUUAGAUGAAAAUUAAUAAAUCAGAAGAAUAAAAUGAAAACAUAUUCAUGAUUUGCUUCUGAUUUCAAAUUAUAAUUACAGACCACUGUAUAUUGAUUAAAAUAUUAUAGUUAUCACACAAAUUCCAUCUAUUUUAGAGGAAAUCUUAUGGACAGAUAAGUUAGCAAGUUCCAAAUUUUCUAAACUUCACCAUUUGUUGAAAUAAGGAAGUGGAUAAAAAUGUUGCCAUUGAUGCUCCAAUGCACUAUUAAAUGUGAUAAGCAAUAGAUGUCCAAUGCACUAUUGACACGCAUUGUGAAACCCCAGAUAAUUUUGGAACUGAAUAUCAGGACAGGAAGACACUGUUAAGUAGCAGCUAGCAAAGGUGAAUUUCUACCCCAGAAUUUGCGAGAUAUGUCCCAUGUCAUCGUCGCCAACAGCGGCUACACCUAAGCUCUUUUAGAUUUACACCUCUCGCAGGUGAUAGUUUUAUUUAUUUGUCCAUCUCCACUUUGUAUUGAGUGAUCCAAAUGUCUGCCAUUGGAAAAUUGUCUUCAUAUAUUUGGUAAACCAAACCGAGUUGUCAACUUUGUAACUAUAUACUAAUAGCAAUAUAAAGGUUUUUGACCUAAUCAUUCAUUCGCCGUGGUAUCACUGGUCUUUUAUCUCUGCUCGCACUAUUAUUAGAAAUAGUUUCAGGUCUUUUAACUCAUUUUAUCAUAUGAUGCCAAACUGAGGUUUACAUUUUCUUCCCUGGAUUUUGAAUAUUCUCUUCUUUAUUGUAAUAGUAAGAUUGUAAAAAUAAAUAUAAAAAUAGCAAUAAAUGUUUAUUUUUAAAGAUCUAAUUUUAGCAUACCAUGUUGUGAAGUGGAGGAUCAGGCACAUUACCCAGCUUCUUUAGGUGCUUGUUGUGUGUUUCAAGAAAUGUUAGAAUUCUAACCUAUAACAACUACAGUAUUUCAUAGUUUUUUGUGUAGCAAAGGCUAACUUAAACAAAAUAAGUGAAACUGUGUGUUCGUAGCUAAUGUUAGUUCUCAACUAUUCUUUAUAACUUGGGUAAUGAUGUUUUGUUCUGUCUGGCAAACUUGAUGAGGAUUUUAAUUGUAAAAUAAAAUUUGCUCUGUACAAUAACUAGAAUAGCAAUGUAUUAUAUCACUUGAUUAUUCUUAAUUUUAAUUAAUUUCUGAGGACACUGUGCUGUUAGGUGUGUGGGUGAAAAUAUAUUAGUUGAUGGAACUGUGCUGACCAGGAAAUGUGAGGAGGAACAUCUAUGUGAGUUCCUUUUUACUGACAUUUCUAACUGUAAUGUGUGGUUGAAUCAUUGUAUAGAAUUACUGUGAUUUUUUUUUAAUGUGCAGUUUUCAUCAACCUCACUUAACUAAUAAAGGGAAACAAUGUUUCAAACACU
Molecule: messenger RNA, 3665 nt
Organism: Amblyraja radiata (thorny skate)
Lineage: Eukaryota; Metazoa; Chordata; Chondrichthyes; Rajiformes; Rajidae
Product: peroxisome proliferator-activated receptor gamma coactivator 1-alpha-like
Biological process (GO): positive regulation of transcription by RNA polymerase II
Cellular component (GO): nucleus
Molecular function (GO): RNA binding; transcription factor binding
Source: RefSeq, a predicted model, not a curated record